This is a messenger RNA of Spirometra erinaceieuropaei, 5343 nucleotides long. The record is from the annotation of a GenBank genome assembly. Lineage: Eukaryota; Metazoa; Platyhelminthes; Cestoda; Diphyllobothriidea; Diphyllobothriidae.
AUGGAAACAGCUGAACUUGAGCAGGAAGGACAGACACAAGAUAACCAUGUUUAUACAUACCCACUAGUAAAGGUAAAACAUUAUUCUAAAUACGAAGCUAAUUUUUGUUGCAGCGAUAAAAGCUAGCCACUCAUAAAAUAAAAAAAUAAGCAAUAAGUUUUCUAUGUCUAUAAACAUAGCUGUUUGACAUCUGACAAAACAACUUUGUGUGGUAAGGGUAUAUAAACAUAAGCCACUUAAAUUCCCGAAGUAUGACAAUAAGGGAGUCAGGUCUUGUCGGAUACAAUCAAUCUUAUAAAAGUUGCUGAUAUCAACAGUUAUAUAAGUUCGCAGCAUAAUUUUUAAGACGUAAGGGUUACGAACUGUGAAAAGCCUUGAGUUCUAGACAAAAAAUAACAAGCCUCUUUCAUUGUUUUAUGUACUUAAGAAGUUUGAAGGAGUUACCGCAUUUACCUACUGUCACGUCGGUUGAAGUCGGUAUUAACGACCGUGCUGUCAUAUGCCUCCCCCCCCCUCAGGGGUCGAGGCGUAGUCCCUUGGGCAUUUACGUAUGAUUCGUUUAUAUCUUACGGUAAGUUUACCGUACACACACACACGUAAUGUUGUCGUGUAAAUAGGCCUUUAAGCUGACUUACGUAGAAUGCCCUGUAUAUAAUCGCUGUUUAAGCCUACAUCAAUGUCGUUGGAUUGAAUAUCUACAUGGCUUUGUUUUUUGGCUGUCAGUGGGAAUCUCACUUAUUAAAAUUUUUUAAGGUUGGUUUCAUGAAAUUUCAAUAUGCUGAAUGCUCCGGAUGUAAUGUUAAUCUAAGACUUAUGCGUUCUGAAUGCACAAAUGAGUAACAUCUCUAGGGUGGGAGGUGUCUGCUUACCCUAGUCUUUCACCGCGUGUUUGGACCAGAUCUACCUAGGAAUCAUUAAAGGAGGGGUGCUUCACUUCAGCCUAAUUAAGCCCUACCAUAACUAACCGCACUUAACCCUCUCUUUGUCCUUGGGGCUGAAGGGGCCCUGGGAAGUCUAUAAAAAGGCAGACGUGUUUGUCAUUACGCCAGUCCGCUCUCCCUUAUCUCACCAGUGGAACAAAAUUAGCACGGGGACGCCACGUUUUCUUCGUUUAUGAUCUGCUUUUGAGAUAUCAAUUCUGCCGCACAAGGCACAUUCCCUCCGAUGUAACGGUUGUUUGUCAACCUUGGAUGGGGAAUAUCAAAACCGUCCAAGACCUUACCGAACGUGACUCAGCCACAUGGAGCCAUACAGGUGAACCAGCGGACGUCCCACGCAGCAUCCUGGUUAUGAUGGCUAUUGCCGACUUAUAAGCCGUUAUCAACAAGUCAUGCCCAAUCUCCGGUUUGAAGCGGACGGGGUUCGUUGCCUGGAUCUUUGGUCUUUAAGUUGAAAACUAGGCCAUCGAGCCACAGGCCCAUUGUCCUAUCGAUUGCGGUCGGAAGUAUAAUGUUGCAAAUGCUUUCACUGAUCGAAUAGCAGGAUAUUCUAAGUUGCAACAGAUGGGCCAGUGGCUCAAUUUUAGAACGUCCUACUCAAUGACAUAAGAUCCAGGACUCGAAUCCCAGAUACUCUAAACCAGUGGUUGGGUGUGUUUAGUUGGUGGCCACCAAUGGGUUAGAAAUGGCUACUCUCACCUCCCAGGUCUUUGUCGGUCUUCCAGCAUAUAUUUAUGGUCCCUGUGCGACUGUCUUUGUGAACUCUAGACUGAGUGCAGGUCACACCGUGAUCUUAUCCCAUUAUACGGUCAGUGAAUGAGGUCCCAAUAUAAAAGUAAUAUUUUUAGCAUCAUGUGUAGCCUAAAUAUAUAAUGAAUUGUAAGCAAUUCUGUCAGAAGCUGAACCCAGUGAAUGUGAGAUCGCCGAUGACGUCCUAUCUAAUUAAGUAACCGUCAAGAACCAGCGGUAAAUCAAAUCUAGGAUUGGUAAAACUGGGAUAGAUUAGCUUCGAGCAUAUCUCUCAUCGCACCGCAGACUCGUUUUACUGGAGUAUUCACUUGAGGAUCUUGGCGAAAAAGAACUUCUUUCAAAAAUUCAUUAUUCUAUCGGACGAAAAAAGCCUAUCCAGCGCCUUUCAACUUCCACCAUAUUAUGUUUCGAUAAGGGAUCUACUGAACAGCAGAAAGGACAAAUACUUGUGAUACAUGCACGUUGGAUCACUGCUGUCCCAUUGUUAGUUCAAGUUCCGGAUGAAGUUUUCCUUGAAGUUUAAAUGAUCAGGAUCUUAGUGACUGCAUGAGGCAUGUGAAUUCAGACCUUGCAGAGACGUGGGUAUUCGAUCAGCUAUCACACUACGAGGUAGUGAGUCGUACCCCUACCGGACAUAAUGUUUGGGUCACACAGUACGUUAGUAUCUGCUAUGCCAUGAUCAGAAAACCAUGGGCCUCGCAGCCUGGUGUGCGCUGGCAGUACACUCGUACCUGGUUCCCUGCCGGUAGAUGUGUUUGCGUUCCCGUCGGGCGUACCGGUCGUGAGCAUGGCUGCCCGGUCAUCCUCCUCUUCCUGACCCGUUGUCGUGCUGUUUUUGGCAAAGAUCCUGGUCAAGUGUUUGUUGUAGACCAGGAGUGUGGUGAUACGCCCCGGUGACGGUUCGGUCGUGCCAGCCACCUGCGCCUUCCCUCAAAUCCGGCUUUCUUGACUAUGUUUUGGCACCGGCCCCGGUGUGAAGAGAAAGAGUGCGGUAGAUGCCGUGCAGGUCCACUUGCCUGCUGUAACUUGCUGUGGAGCACACGGUGAAUACCGUCGACCACGAUGUUCGAAUCGUCUGACCAACAAAGUAAUUGCCCUUCUGUCACCACAUGCUUGUCGGCGUCAAUGAGGACGAAAGUAUCUUACCGAACACGGAACACUCCACAUGAUGGGGCCCAUUACUGCGCAAGACGCAAGUAUUAAACGCAAUGUGACCAGGAGCUCUCUGGUAGGUUGGCUUGAAGCCCAGUCGGAUAGGCAUCCGGUCCACAUCACUUGGGAGGUGCUGUCACUGUUACACAAUUUCCUUAAAACAUCCCCAUACUCUAAACGUCUUCGCCUUACUUUUGUUUGCCUUAAUCCUUUUCUGGAGGCGUAAUAAACAUUUUAAACGUUGAGACUCAAUGACACUAAAUAAUAACAGGCACGGAACAGAAAAAUUUUUUAGGAUUGAGAUGCCUAUUCAUGGUGUCAGAAAGUCCCAUCCGACAGACUCCAGCCUGCAACUAAGUUUAUGCUAUGUCAAGUAAUUUUUGCUUUUUUAAUAAUUUUGAACAGAGCGCACAAACUGCCCUGCGUAAGUCUUUGUUGGAAGUUCUGGUUGUUUUUACGUCUGUUUUCUAUUACACGUAUACACACUGAAGUCUUCUUCUAUGUUUAGUGCUCAGAUAUGCCGGAGGAGAUGCGCUCCGAAGUUGUGGAGUACUGCGUGACGGCGUGUGAGAAAUAUCCCGCAGACAAUAGGGUGCGUUAAAGUGACAUCGUUUUCCACUGUCAUCCUCUCCCAUUCAAAACUAAGAGAAUUAUAAGGUCGGGACAUGACAGUUCGAUCGUCGUAAACGACGGUGUCCGCCAUGUACCGCAAGUAGCGGGUGCAGGACGGUGAGUCUCGUGUGAAUUAGUUUAUGGCGAGGCAGGUUUGCGAAGCUUUCAUUGUGUUCUACCCCCCUCACCUUUUUUCUUCUGAUGGCAAAACAAUGCUAAAACGACUAAAGGCGGGCUGAAUCAUGAGAAUGUGUCACUAAACUUUUUCGGGAACUACCAAGUGCAAGAACCCGUCCCUCCAUAAACAGUUUAUCAUAAGGAAAGUUAGACGUGAAAGGGUCUACUCAAAGGACUAGGAGAGCAGGCCCUGAACAAGCCAAUCUGUGCAAAUGUCUGGUUCAUACAGCGUGUCACGCGGGAGUCGGCCGGACCAACGCUAGGGAUAGACAAGGGAAUGAAAUGCGUUAUCCGGUCUGCGAACCUAUAGCAAGUACUGCACAUGGGAUCUGAUGGCCCGUCUAGACGCAGGCCCACGCCACACUAGCCACCUGUGCCUAAUUAUCGCAUUAGACACGUGGCCGAUCCGAAUAAGGAACUGGUGCCUGGGAGACCAAUGAGACCGAAUGGUUGAUCGGUCCCCACAGCAGUCAGCGCACACCCCUCAAUAUCAACAAACAUACGCGCCUGAAUCUGUCACGGUGGCCCAGAAGACGUGGCCUGGAUGGCUACCAAAUAACGACAUAACUCGGUUCCCUUCUCCGGACAGAGACCUGGACUCCAAUGGCUCCUUAGUAAUGUGGCCUCUAUGAUUCACCUACUCAAAUGGGAUCCAGGUCUAUCAUGCGCGAACCAGACGUUUGUAGGAGCAUAGGCGCGCUGUUUGGCUUGUCAGCCAUCGCGCCCGAUCCUCGGCUUUGCCUUGACAGCGGGCUCAGGCAAGUGAGAGAACAUUGUGGCAGUUUCAACGCGAGUUUACUACCAAUAUAAACUAAUUUAAGUGCAAGUCACGGACAAUGUGCCUGUAUAGUUGUGUGACAUCUGGGGGACGUCUUCCGCGACUGCCGAACUGCCAUACGUAGGUGCGCAAGAUGGCAGAAUGGGAAGACCACGAUAGCGCUGACGACGGCAUUAAGUCAGAAGCAGCUACUACAGUGCUUGACCUUUUUUGCAAAGCCUACCUACAAGCUAUUGUGCGUUGCUAACAGAUCGCCUGUCAGAACUCCAUACCGAAAGGUCAAGGCAGCAAGCGUCGCCCCCUAUUACGUCUCGUGACUGAAACAGAUAGGCGCACACCAUUCCCGCACGACUUUGAAGACACCCCAUCGUCACUGACAGGGUAUGCAUGUGGGUUUUCCGGGUUCUCUGUUGUCUGACAACGGCAGGCAGACUAGAAUACCCGUUUUAACUCCCCCUGUCUCGAUCGGCAAUACCUUCCGACUAGAGUGUGAAGUUAGCGUCCAUACUCACCCCUUUUUUGGCAAAUUUCUUCCUCCAGACGUCCCAACUUAUCUAUCUUUCAGCAAGCAAAAACUAGCCGGAUGUGUCAUUAGUCAAUUACCUUAGUCUAGUUUCAUGCAGAAUGAUUUGGGAAUAGUUCCUGCAUGUAAGUAUGUAUUGAUUUGGCAAAAUAUGCCUACAAUAGAUAAAGCGAAGGUGCCCACAGAACUUAAUGAUCAAAUAUUCCGUUUCGUAAAGCAGUUUGAUUAACCUCCACUUAUUUUCUUUCUAGAGCGCCGCGCAGUGCCUGAAAGACGAAUUGGACAAGAAAUGUGGAACUACUUGGCACGUUGUUGUCGGUGAAGGUUACGGAUUCGAAGUGACUUAUGAACUCAAUUCACUGUUAUACAUGUAUUUUGGUGGAAAUUUGGGAAUUCUGGCAUGGAAGUGUUAG